AUGAGUAGUACUCAAUCUAAUAUCCCCAAACAACCUUCCAAAGGUUCAGGGGAUCAUGACAAACCUCCCGAAAGUGGAGCAGUCAGUCAAGUGUCGUUAAAUCUGGCCAGUACGAGCCAUGAUGACGACCACGUGGGUCCGAAGGCAGAAUCAGAUUCUUGGUCCUUGCCAAGCCAUCUGUCUAAUCAUCUCAAUACUCAGUUCUCUACCUUCAAAAAAGAUAAUGUGUUGAAUGAGAACAUUCUUGAUGAUCACCCCAUACCUGAUGAGCAUUGUUUGACUGCUCCCCAACUGGAUGGGUAUUUAGAUGAUCUUUUUGAAGCGCGGGACAGGUCAUUUGAGAAAAAAACAGAUUUCUCUUUGCAGUUUAUUCAAAAGAGAAUGUUAAAUGUCAUGGAUCCUUUGUCCCAUUUAUGGGGUAAUCUUGACAAAAUCAGACACAGGGAGGCUUCACCUGAUUUAGACAUUUAUGAACUUCUUGACAUUGUAGAAAAGUCAGUCUGCCUUGUGGGACAAGCUAACUUGUCAAUCAAUUUCCACAGGCGGCUUUCAAUUUUAUCCAAACUGGUUAAGGAUCCAAAGAAAGCCAAAAAGUUGCUUUACAAGUAUGAGGGUACCUUUGCCGAUGCUAAAGGGAAGCUCUUCGGAGACCCCUUUUACAACACGCUACUCGCCGAGGUGAAGCGUAAGCAAAAGGCCAGGGAUAUUCUUGGUGGGCGGCAUUCGGCUCCUAAGAAAAGAUUAAUUUCUUUAGAAACCAGCCUUUCUCGCAGCAGCCCUUUCAUGGAGAGCCCUCAGGUGAACCAGGUUGUACUGGACAAGGAGAUUGGGAACAUGAUGAUGAAAGGGGCGAUAGAAGAGAUUCUUCCGGGUGUGAAUCUGGAGGAUUCUCAAUCUCAGUUUUUGAGUCCCAUGUUCGUAGUUCCCAAAAAAGACGGGGGUCAGAGACCAAUACUCAAUAUGAAAAAACUGAAUGCUUUCAUUCCAUACAAUCAUUUCAAGAUGGAAAGCCUUUCACUCCUGAAGGAUGUCAUUCAGGAAAACGCUUAUAUGUGCAAACUGGACCUGAAGGAUGCAUACUUCAGCAUCCCAAUUGCCAGGCACCAGAGGAAAUUCCUCCGCUUUCAAUGGAAAGGGCGAUUGUUUCAGUUUCUCUGCCUUCCAUUUGGCCUAGCGCCAGCUCCACGGACGUUCACCAAAUUGCUGAAACCUGUGGUAAGCAUUGCACGCAGAGCAGGUAUUCGGUUGAUCAUAUACCUAGACGAUAUGAUUCUCUUUGCCCACAGCCCAGAGAGUCUAGUUCGUUGCCGAGAGAGUCUCUUGUAUCUUUUGAAGAACCUAGGUUUCAUUAUCAACAAAGAGAAAUCAGUUCUUGUUCCGUGUCAGAACCUCAACUUCCUGGGUUUCGAGAUAGAUUCUCAGUGUCUCACUCUAACACUUCCCCAGAAGAAAGUGACAGACAUCCUUCAAAGAUGUCACAGGAUACUGAAGCUACCAGUGGUAAAGAUUCGAACACUGGCCACUUUGUUGGGAAAGCUUUCAGCAUCCAUGAGAGCUAUUGUUCCAGCCCAGUUACACUGCCGGUUCCUACAAAUGCAAUCAUCACGGGAACUAUUGGAACACCAGAGCUACGAACACAGGAUCAAACUUUCCAGGAAGUGUGUGCAAGAAAUUCACUGGUGGGUAGACAAUCUGUCGACCUUCAACGGCAAACCCAUUUCAGCAAUCCACCCAGAUCUGAUAUUACAAACAGAUGCUACCAAUCUGGGAUGGGGGGCAGUUUGCAAUCAAGACCGGACUGGAGGUCGGUGGAGUCUGGAGGAGAGCAAAUUCCAUAUCAAUGCUCUCGAACUGAAAGCAGUUCUACUGGCUCUUCAGUGUUUCUGCAAAAGUCAGUCAGGCAUGUCCCUUCUGGUCCAGGUAGACAACCGCACAGCAGUCUCUUAUGUGAAUCGUCAGGGGGGGACAAAGUCUCAUGUUCUAGACACAAUAGCCAAAGAAAUAUGGGACUUCUGUCUCCAGAGAAAGAUAACUCUGGAAGCACAGUAUCUACCGGGCAAGGAGAACAUCAUUGCAGACUGGGAGAGUCGCCAUUUUGCAGAUUCGAGCGAAUGGCUCUUGAAUCGCAAGGUGUUCAACCAGUGCAAUCAGAGACUUGGCCCUCACUUGAUAGAUCUUUUUGCAUCCCGCCUAUCACAUCAACUGGAGAAGUAUGUCAGUUGGAGACCAGAUCCCCAGGCAACUUACAUAGAUGCAUUUCGGUUGGAAUGGAAGGGGGCGAGAGGUUAUGCCUUUCCCCCGUUCUCCAUGAUCGGGAGAUGUCUGUGGAAAGUAAGGAGGGAGAGGGCAGAACUGACCUUGAUAACUCCAGUGUGGCAGGGCCAGGCGUGGUACCCUGUCCUGUUGGAGAUGUCAGUGGAGUGUCCAAUACUUCUACCAGUGUGGGCCGACUUGCUGGAAUCACCACAAGGUCAAACACACCCUCUGGUAGCACUGCUAUUAGCGGCCUGGAGGGUUUCAGGAAUCUGGUCACUUCAGGAGGCAUUUCGCAAAAAACUGCCGAGCUUUUGUCACACCAGUGGAGACCAGGGACGCAAGGAGCUUAUAAUUCCUCCUGGAAGAGGUGGUCUUGCUGGUGUGUGGAACGGCAAAUCAAUCCCUUUUCUGCCUCUUUGGAACAUAUCCUAG
Messenger RNA from Haliotis rufescens (red abalone), 2688 nucleotides. RefSeq lists its product as uncharacterized. The record is from RefSeq and is a predicted model, not a curated record. The transcript has 3 exons. Gene Ontology annotation, molecular function: nucleic acid binding. NCBI's taxonomy places the organism in Eukaryota, Metazoa, Mollusca, Gastropoda, Lepetellida, Haliotidae. Bases 1 to 2688 code for a protein of 895 amino acids.